Myxocyprinus asiaticus (Chinese sucker) is the source of this 9161-nucleotide messenger RNA. RefSeq lists its product as uncharacterized. The coding region runs from base 5564 to 6664 and encodes 366 amino acids. The record is from RefSeq and is a predicted model, not a curated record. Lineage: Eukaryota; Metazoa; Chordata; Actinopteri; Cypriniformes; Catostomidae. The transcript has 2 exons. Gene Ontology annotation, biological process: DNA integration. Gene Ontology annotation, molecular function: nucleic acid binding.
GAUGAAAGACAGUCAUACACAUCUGGGAUGGUGAGUAAAUGAUGAGAGAAUUUUUGGGUGAACUAUCCCUUUAACAAACAAUAUAACAUUACAGUCAUCUUAAACUAAUGUUAAUCUAGGGUUUGUCUCAUUCCACUCUCUAGUUGCCUAUAACAUCAAUCAGUAUAUCAUGAACACAAAUUUGAGCAGUUUAUCAUUAAAGUUCGUUAUUUUGUUUAUCAUGCAUCUUCUUUGUAGCUGAUAAAAAGUACAAUGCCAUUAUGAAACAUGUCCUUGUCCUUCAUUUCUGAUGGCUUGAGAGACUGACGAGAACAUGACAACAUUUCCUGUAAGUGAAUAUAGCGAGCAGCUAAUGCUCACUGUUUUUUAGAAUGCACCCUGUGAAUCUCUUGGUAGAUAAUGUCUCAGUGCACUGGAAUAAUUUUGUCAAUGAGAUAUCUCUAGAAAUGUCUCCCUUUCUUUAACAAAAAACAACAAAAAACAAAACAAAACAAAAAACAGCAUAAACACACACACCCACCCACAUACAUACAUAAAUACAUACUUAGAAAGACAAGCAGAUUAUGAACAUUAAGCAAAAAGAAAUGCACAAAGAAUAAGAGAAGACUUACAGGAUACACUAAAAUGCAGGUCUACUUACAAUAAGGUAAAGUGCAGAAAACAUAAACACCAAGAGAUAAUGUGAAUAAAAGAACAAGAAAAUAAAUAAACUUGAAUACACCGCAGCAGUUCAGAGAUGACAUUUCCUGUUAUAGAGGAAGCUGAAAAGGAGUGCAGGAAGAACAGGAGGAAAUUUUCAGUAGCGACGGCCAAAUAAUGUGCUAUCAGCACUGUCUGUGGUGCAACGACUGUCCACGGAGGUCUCCAGGUCUGAGGGAGAGAUACAGAAGACAGCAGAGAGACAAGAGACAGACAGCGAGCAGGACAUUCAAUUAAGACCAGAAGUCACAAAUAAAGCAAGACGGACAGAAACAAAACACAGAAGAAAGCUGAAUAAUAAACAUGAAAAAUAGGCCAGAAUCCAGUAAGGUUCCUGAAGUAAACAUCCCAUUUAUUUUCUUCAUAGAGAAAACUGAUUUUCAGCAAUAAUCUUUAAACCUUUAUAAAACAAACAUACAAUGAUAUCUGACAUUGUUAAGAAAUUAUACAUGAUCUAAGGCUAAGUCACAAGUCAGUGUUGUGAUUUAAAUCGCUUUUUUUUUUUUUUUUAAUCAUGUUUUAUUGCCAAAUUCCUGGUGAAGAACUACACUACCCAUGAUCCUGAAGAGAGAUCCACCAAUAAGAGAAGCUGCUGUUACCACGGAAGAGCUGAGCAGCGACCACCCACUCCUAAACUUUCAACACUCUCAAACUACUUAUAUAUUUGCAUAUAUCUGAAUAUUUUGCUAUUUUGCUAAUCACUGACUAUAAAUCAGUGGUUUUAUAUUCCAUCGUAUAUACCAUCUUUUUUUAUUAAACUAGGCUUUAUCAUCCGUACUGCUUCAUGGAAUUAGUAGUUAAUCUUUUCCUUCCAAUCAAAGUUUGUAAUGUUGUACAUAGGCGUAGAUUUAUGUAGGGAUGGUAGAGCCAUGUCCCUACCAACUUUCAGAAAAUCGGAUAUGUCCCAAACAACAUUUGGGCAAUUUUACCACACAGAAAAUACUUUGACUUUAUACUAUGUUUUUAUUUUCAUUUUAACAACUAUUAAAAGUCUCAGUAAAAUUAUUCAUGUAUAAAUUAUUGUCCUAGCUCUUCUGAAGCAGCGCAUAAAUGGUGUUGUCACGAGGCACCUGUUACUUUUCUCAGCACUGUUCAGAAUGCACCAAUCACAGUCAUUUGUAAGACUAUGAAAAAUUAUCAUUUUCUGGAGAUUACACAGGCAGAUUUCCAUUGGUAUCUUAAAUCCAAUCCUUGAAAUUAAUAGAUUUAAACAAGCAUACUUUUGGUGUAUAAAUGUUUCCUGUCAAAAAUGUUCUGAGUUUUGCAUGCAGCCCAAUGGAGGAUUCUGUCCGGUAAGCGCCCUCUCGAGGAAGACACCUUAAAAUUCAAACGUCUGUGUCAGAGGUGCAGGAUUUUAAGAUUCUGGCGGAGCUGGCACGCAUGAUCAGUGUUUCCAUGGGAACGUUGAUCGUGGAUGUUUCUUCGUCUCUGCCCGCGUGUCGGGAAUACGACUGCCCUCCUUCGUCUGAGCUUUGCUCUCUGCACCACACCACACUUCAACGGACUCUUCCUUCAGAUCUGCUCCUGACUUCCACAACGCAUACCUGUCUACAAACACACUCAUCCUUUGCACGCUGUGCGGCCACAAUGCGCACACAGACUUGUUUCCUCGCCUCCUGCUACUGCAGCCGCUGCUGGGAUUCCUAUACAUCGCCAGCACAGUUUAUGUUGACAUUUGUUGUUAAUAAAUCCUUUGAACUGUUCUUCUGCUAUUGGGUCUCUGUCUCACUCUGACAGAAUAAUCUAGCCAAACAUGGACCCAGCGAAGGAAUCUACUCUUCGCUCCACCCUCUUUCAGCAAGGAGCUCUGCUAGGGCGUCAACAAGAACAAAUCUCCGCUUCUAAUCGGGCACUGGAGAUUAUGGCAUUGCAGCUCACUGAACUCACCGCGGUGGUCCAACAACUCUCCUGAUCCCAGUCCCUCUCCUGAAACACCCCCAUCGGCCUCGACGGUUCACCAUGCCCCUUGGCGUCCAGAGGCUCACAUUCUUCCUCCCGCUCCAUUCUCAGGUGAGGUGGGUUCCGUUAGCACCUUUCUGUCUCAGUGUUCACUGUUCAUCACCCUACAGCCCUCUACAUUUGCCUCAGACACGAUGAAGGUCGCGUGUGUUAUCACGCUCCUCUCCGGAAGGGAUGGUGAAUGGGGAACUGCCAUGUGGGACAACAGGGAUCUGUGCUGCGCCACGUAUUAAGCUUUCUCCUCUGAACUCCGCAGAGUAUUUGAUCACAUGUCUCAAGGUUGGGAGGCGGGGAGGGUCUUAUCCGAACUGUCCCAAAGAGAUCGGCGAGUCGCUGACUAUGUGAUUGAGUUUCGCACUCUGGCCACUUCCUGCGAAUGGAACGACCACGCCAUGUGGGACCUGUUCUUGUGUGGGCUUUCCAACGAUGUCCAGGAUUACAUUUAUCCUUUGGAUCUCCCCACUCGUUUUGAUGACUUGGUGGACCUGGCUAUCCGAGUCAAUCAAUGCCUGACUCUAUGCUGUAAUCAACGUCGAUGCCACUCUUCACUCUCUAACCAUCCCCUUCUUUCCACUACUUCGACCAGGUCUCCUGAAUCUCACCCCAACACUGAGCCCAUGCAAGUUGGGAGAACCCUGAUGUAACAAGGAGAAGCAGCGAUGCCUAGUUAAUGGACUUUGCUUUUCUUGUGCCUGGCCGGGCCAUUUUUCUUCUGCCUGCCCAUUAAAAGACACCACUCAUCAGUAGGAAGGGGGUUACUGGUGAGCGCAACUCUGUUGAACAAAGCCCCCAGACUUUGUGUUCUUCUCCUGGCCCGGCUGCAAUAUGGCUCUGCCAGCCACACGGCUCUGCCAGGAAACUUCAUUGACAUCGACUUCAAAUGGCGGCUUUUCAGGGUCCAGCUGGACGAGCUCAUCACCGCCCCAACCCUCAGUGGUACACCCUUGUCAGUCAUCACCCAGUCUACCAAGCCAGUCACCCUCGUCUCUGGUAAUCACUCAGAACAACUGUAAUUUUAUCUUAUCCAAUACCCAUCGACCCCGGUAGUAUUGGGGUAUCAAUGGUUGGUAACACACAACCCACACAUAGAUUGGACAACCAACAAUGUUUUCACUUGGAGCUCUUAUUGUUUGUCACAUUGUCUUAACCCUGCUGUCUCCCCUGUCCAGUCUUGUGUUUCAUUGCAGGAUGAACCAGCAGAUUUGUCCGGAGUGCUGUUGACGUACCAUGACUUGAGAGCAGUGUUCAGCCAGUCCCACGCCGCGACCCUCCCUCCUCAUCGCCCGUACGUCUGUGCCAUCGAACUGCUUCCUGGCACCUCUCCUCCUCUGGGAUGGCUGUAUUCACUCUCAGCUCCUGAGAGGGAGGCCAUGAACAGGUAUAUCAAUGAUUUUCUGGCAGCCAGACUCAUCCACCAUUCCUCAUUGCCCACAGGGGUGGGGUUCUUCUUCGUGGAGAAGGAUGGUUUGCUUAGACAUCACAGUGUAGAAUCGUUAUCCUUUGCCGUUGAUGUCAUCAGCCUUCGAACUCUUGCAGGGGGCAUCCAUCUUUACGAAGUUGGACCUAUGUAACGCUUAUCACCUGGUCUGAAUCAGGAAGGAGGAUGAGUGGAAGACAGCCUUUAACACUCAUUGGGGGCACUUCGAAUAUUUGGUUUUGCCUUUCGGAUUGGUCAAUGCCCCUGCUGUCUUCCAGGGGCUCGUAAAUGAUUGUCAUAAAACGAUCGUUUUGUGUUUAUCUUGACGAUAUUCUGAUCUUCUCCCAGAAUGUACAGCACGUCAGGCAGGUGCUUCAGUGACUGCUAGAGAAUCGGCUGUUUGUCAAGGCGGAGAAGUGCGCUUUUCAUGCACAGUCGGUUCCAUUCCUGGGGUUCAUCAUUUCAUCCAAGGGAGUGCGUAUGGACCAUGCUAAGGUCAAGGCUGUCUCCGACUGGCCAACCCCAGAUUCUCAAUAGGCAUUGCAGAAGUUUCUGGGGUUUGCUAAUUUUUAUCAGAAGUUCAUUAGAAACUACAGCCAACUCGCUGCACCUUUGACGGAUCUCACCUCCACCCGCACUCACCCUGCGGGCUGAAGCAGCAUUUUCCAAACUAAAAAAGUGGUUCUCUUCAGCACCUUUUUUGAUAACGCCCAACUCUGCUAGUCAGUUCGUGGUGGAGGUGGAUGCGUCCGAGGUUGGUGUUGGAAAGGUCCUUUCACAGCGCUCUCCCUCGGAUGGAAAGAUGCAUCCAUGUAUGUUCUUUCUGCACCACUUAACACCGACUGAAUGGAACUACGAUGUCGGUAACCGAGAAUUGCUGGCUGUCCGGUUGGCCUUGGGCGAGUGGCAUCAUUGGUUAGAGGGUUUGGGGAUACCUUUCGCAGUCUGGACUGACCAUAAGAACCUAGAGUAUAUCCGUAGCGCAAAACGCCUCAACUCUAGACAAGCAUGCUGGGCAUUAUUCUUCACUUGGUUUAAUUUCACCCUUUUGUAUUGCCCAGGCUCUAAAAACGUCAAGCCCAGCUCCCUGUCUCGAUGCUUCAAAAUCGAGACCUCCACCAUCCCACCGGAUACCAUCCUACCUGCCUCUAGAGUGGUGGGUAUAGUAUCCUGGGAGGUGGAGGCUUAAGUCCAUGCUGCACUACAAAACACUGCACCCCUGCCACAUGCCCAGCGAGCAGGUUAUUUGUUCCACGGUCAGUUUGGACGCACGUCCUACAUUGGGGUCACUUGUCCAAUGUCGCUUGCCACCAAGGGAUCGCCAGCACCCAGGCACUCAUUAGACAGCAUUUCUGGUGGCCAUCGCAUUUCUGGUGGCAAUUCAUUGCUGCUUGCCCCAUUUGCAUGACUAACAAUACCUCCUGUAACCCCCCGGCCGGGCUCCUCCAACCGCUGUCUGUUCCUUUGUGACCCUGGUCACACAUAGCCAUGGAUUUUGUAACUGGCCUCCCCCCUCCCCAUGACAACACAGUCGUUUUGACUGUAGUGGACUGGUUCUCGAAGGCAGCUCAUUUCAUUCCCCUCCCCAAAUUUCCCUCAGCAAGGGAGACAGCGGUAGCAGUCAUAAACCACAUCUUCCGCAUUCAUAGCCUCCCAGUUGAUGUGGUUUCUGACAGAGGCUCCCAGUUUGUGUCACGUUUUUGGGCAGAGUUCUGUCGACAGCUGGGGGCUACAGUGAGCUUGUCCUCUGGGCUCCACCUCCAGACAAAUGGGCAAGCGAAACGGACUAAUCAGGAACUGGAAAAGACCCUGUGUUGUAUGGCCUCCCGUAAUCUGUGUUCUUGGAGUGAUAAUUUAGUCUGGGUCGAGUACGCCCAUAACUCCUUGCCGCCGUCGUUGUCUACGGGGUUAUCACCCUUCCAGUGUAGCCUCGGCUACCAGCCCCCUCUAUUCCCUGCUCAAGAGCCCAAUGUUCAGGUCCCGUCCAUACACGCGUUUUGCACACCUGGAAAACCGCCAGAGAAGCCCUCAUAUGGACUGCCGCUCGUGUCGAGAGGUCAGUGGACCAACACCAGUCUAAGCCCCAAGCUUACGUGUGCGGGGAGAAGGUUUGGUUGUCCUCCAAGGACAUUCCGAUCUGACUGCCCUCACAUAAGCUGGGUCCCAAGUUUAUCAGGCUGUUUCCCAUCACCAAGGUCAUUAGUCCAGUGGCGGUCCACCUCAAAUUACCACCUCACCUCAAGCGUAUUCACCCCAUUUUUCUCUAAAUUAAAACCAGUUUUUUGUUCCAAUUUGCACACCACCACUUCCAUCCCGGCGUAUACGGUCAGGAGACUGAUCGACGUUAGGUGGAGGGGCAGAGGGUACCAAUACCUGGUCGACUGGGAGGGCUAUGGACCUGAGGAGAGGUGUUGGGUCCCGGAUCGGGACAUCCUGAACCGUGCCCUCAUCAGUUUCACCUCCAGCAAGGUAAAUUCAGCUGGGGACGUCAGGAGGGGUACCGUCACGGUUCCGUUGAGUUCGCCGUUUUUUCUGUUGUUUUGUUUUUCUCUCUCCCUCAUGUCUCGCAGGUGGAGCUGGCAUGCAUGAUCAGUGUUUCCAUGGGAACACUGAACGUUCCCGGGGAAGCGCUGAUCAUGCCGCUGAUUAACGUGCUAGCUACACCUGUUCCACUCUGAUUGCACUCCCUACUUAAUCCUUGUGUGCCCUCACUGUCUUCGCUAGAUUAUUGCUUGUGCUGUCAAGCAUCUAACCUUGCUUUCUUUGUCUAGUUGGUGCCAUCUCGUGUAUCUGUUUGUUGCCUGUCUCUGCCCGCGUGUCGCGAAGUGCGGUUACCUUUCAGUCUGCCCACGAAUCACAAGUGGAGGUUUCUUUGUCUCUGCCCGCAUGUCAGGAAUACAACUGCCCUCCUUCAUCCAGGCUUUGCUCUCUGCACCACACCAUGCUUCAACUGACUCUUCCUUUGGAUCUGCUCCUGACUUCCACAACGCAUACACCUGUCUAUGAACACACUCAUCCUUUUCCUGCUGUGCGGCCACAACAUGCACACAGACUUGUUUCCUCGCCUCCUGCUAUUGCAGCCGCUGCUGGGAUUCCUAUACAUCACCAGCACAGUUUAUGUUGACAUUUGUUGUUAAUAAAUCCUUUGAACUGUUCUUCUGCUAUUGGAUCUGUCUCACUCUUGCUCUGAUACCAGUAAUCUUAUGUUUAUCGCAUCGCAUAUCGCUGUCACAUUAUUCAAGUUUAUUGCAUAUCACAUUUUUCCUCUUAACCGUGGAUCCCUAGUGGUCGGUUCUUAAUUUGUUUAUUCUUUAGAAAUGAUUUAAAAAGGCUAAUAUUUAAUAUGUUGGUUCAGAGAAAUAAGAAAUGAGACUUGUUAUACGAGGUAAUAAUGUUAUUUUGCCUAUUUUACCAUACUGACUUUCUCGCAUUUUCUUAAUAUCAACAUUUUGAAUAUUAUCCUUGCAAUAUGUCCCUACCAACUUUCAAACCUAUGCCCUUGAUGUUGUGAUCUCUAAGCUUUGGUUCAUGGCUUAGAUUUUAUUUUGAUGAUUUUUUUAAGUCCUUAUGGAGAAAAUAAAUGGGAAAAAUACUCCCAGAACCAAGGAAGCUGAAAAAGUGGGCAGUCAUUCUUUAAUCACUAUCUCUUGAAUACAAUUAUACAAAAUGAGAAAAAGCAAAAGUGAUCACUUUGCUGGAAUCGUGUUUGAAUUACUGCCAACUACAAUUGUAAUGAAAAGACAAACCUGUGAUUUUAAACUAUGUAAACUAUGAAUGAACUAGUAAACUAUGAAUGAAUUUAUGGGGGAGUUAUUCCUUUAACUGGUUUCAUUCAAGUCAAAAAUAUUAUAUGACUGAAUCAACCUGACUACUUUUACAUUAUGUUACACCAGCUAAAGUCAUUUUAAGGGUCUAAUCAGGUAAAUAAAAAUAAAAUAAAGCUCCUAAAGGAAACAACUGCUCAUUUCUAUUUUUACAGUAAUACCUUUGUGUAGCACAUUGAACACUUUUAUUUUAAAAGAACAAGAAAAGUACUGUUUUCCAUGAUAAAUUCUCUUUAAAUGAAGAGGGAAGCAAAAGCAAAAAUACUACUAAAACAACUUCCUAAAAACCCUGCACUUUAUAUUAAGUUGCUAAGUAGCUCUGAUAUUGUCACAUGUAAAGUUACAAUGUACCACGAGAAUUAAUUCUCCCUACACUUUAGAAAUUCUGUGCUUUUUGCUCAAUGAUAACCUAAAAAAAACAGGCCGAGUGAAAUGUACCCGAAGCAUUUAAAUGAAUGCAAACUUAAUCAAAAGAACAAACAUCAGGGAUCAUACAGAUCUGACAGUGAGAAAUCAGUCAACACUGACCUAAUCUCUCUUGUAACCCCGUCACUGUUCUUCAAACUACAGCGAUCCAGUCAUGCUGUCUGUCUUUUUCUAGUGAAGGCAUGUGUCUUGUGACCAGCUCUAAAACUCAAUUACCCGCUCCUCUUUUUUCUCAUUCUGUCUGCUGUUUUUACAGAAAUAUUUUGCUUGUGCUCUACACUCCAUCUCCAGAAAAUCAUAAUGCUCAAAACAGGCUCAAAUAAUGCUCUGAACAAACCAUAACAAACAAAGCAGCAAUUUUAACCUCAUGGAAAAACUUUCAGUUUCAAUGAAGAACUAGGCUCAUGCAUCACAAAACACUCUGAACCAAAACCAACUUGAAAAAUGUAUCAGACACUGUUAGGCCAGACACAUACUCCACGCAAACACGUGAACGUGAAUGCUUCUAGAAUUGCUUUGCCAGACCGCAAUUCAUAACGCAACACAAAUACUGGUUUAUACAUAGGCUACCGCACAGCUAUCAUAUACCAGCUGGCUCCCGUAACACCCGUAGUUAGAUUGAAUAUGUUUAUAGCAAGCUACUUCAAUAAUAAGAAAUCCAUUUUAAAAUCACAGACAUUUGAAAGUAACUCUAUUGCCCUCUUGAGUACUGAGGUUCAGUACCGCCAGAGCAACUCAAGGCAGAAUAUGUAUGUUCAAUAUGAACGUACACCUAGCAUCUGUGUUUGCAUACUUACGUAAAGUAUGCUUCUGGCCAUACUCUUUCUAUCUUGGAC